Messenger RNA from Coccinella septempunctata (seven-spotted ladybird), 2272 nucleotides. Its product is annotated as casein kinase II subunit alpha-like. Gene Ontology annotation, biological process: protein phosphorylation. Gene Ontology annotation, molecular function: ATP binding; protein serine/threonine kinase activity. Bases 287 to 1312 code for a protein of 341 amino acids. The transcript is spliced from 2 exons. The record is from RefSeq and is a predicted model, not a curated record. NCBI's taxonomy places the organism in Eukaryota, Metazoa, Arthropoda, Insecta, Coleoptera, Coccinellidae. Gene Ontology annotation, cellular component: nucleus; protein kinase CK2 complex; cytosol.
AGCGCAAGCACGUGGUUCAACGUAGACGCCACUGUCGAAGCCAAUGCAGUUUUAGAGGGGUACAAUACAUUUCGAAGUAAUCUCUAAUGCUGGUCUAACGCGGCGUGUUUGGAUCCUUCCUUCUCAGAACUUGAUUCUUUUCUGAAAAGUGUACAGUAGAGCUGGUCUCUUUAUUUCCAACAGAAAUAGGUUAUGUGCUAGCACGUGAUUCACUUACUAGUGUUCUAGUGUAGUUACUAAAGUGUUCGUUACUAAAAAUUACUUUUGAUUGUGUUCAGUAUCGAAGAUGGCCUUAUCUAGUCGCGCUAGAGUAUACACGGACGUUAACUGUCAAAAAUCGAGGGAAUACUGGGACUACGAAAGCUAUGUCGUACACUGGAAAAGUUUGGACGACUAUCAGCUAGUUAAAAAACUAGGUAGAGGUAAAUACAGCGAGGUUUUCCAAGCCAUCAACACGACGACCAACAAAACGUGUGUGGUGAAAGUUUUGAAACCGGUAAACAGGAAGAAGAUCAAGAGGGAAAUAAAAAUUUUGGAAAACUUGAAAGGCGGAGUGAACAUUAUCUCGUUGGAGUCUGUGGUGAAGGAUCCAAUAAGUAAGAUACCAGCAUUGAUUUUCGAAAACAUCAACAACGUAGAGUUUAAGACCUUGUAUCCGACACUGUCGGAUUUAGACAUUCGAUUCUACUUGCACCAGUUGCUGCAAGCCUUGGACUAUUGUCACAGCAUGGGUAUCAUGCACAGAGACGUGAAACCCCACAACGUGAUGAUAGACCCAGAAACUAAGACUCUACGCUUGAUCGACUGGGGUUUGGCUGAGUUCUACCAUCCAGGGCAAGAGUACAACGUAAGGGUUGCUUCAAGAUAUUUUAAAGGUCCAGAACUUCUUGUAGACUUUCAAAUGUACGAUUACUCCCUGGACAUGUGGUCUCUGGGAUGCAUGCUGGCCUCCAUGAUCUUCAAAAGGGAACCCUUCUUCCAUGGCCACGAUAAUUACGACCAGCUGGUUCGUAUAGCCAAGGUUUUGGGUACCGAUGAUCUGUUUAGAUAUAUCGAGAAGUAUGGGGUGGAACUUGAUCCCAGGUUUAACGAUAUCCUAGGUAGACAUUCAAGAAAACGCUGGGAACGUUUUGUGAACAGGGAAAACCAGCACCUGGUCACUCCUGAAGCAUUGGAUUUCCUUGAUAGGCUUUUACGGUAUGACCAUGCGGAAAGGUUGACAGCUAGAGAAGCUAUGGAUCAUCCUUACUUUUUUCCAAUCACCCAGAGUAUAACACAGAUGUCUGCGGUCACUUCUACCUCCAAAGUUUGACGGGUGGCUGUCACACUUGUUUGGUUCACAUUGUACUCUUGCUUCAUUUUCAAGGGAUAAAGUAAUGAAGCUUCAAGGAAAAUGGAGGAGUGAAGAUAUGAAAACUUUCUGAGUAGCACCUAACUGUUUGUUUUUGUAACGAUGAUAUAAUUUGUUAUUCUGGUAGUCGUCACAAUGUAUUGUCUUUUUCCUUCUUUUUAAUAUUCCUUUUUUUGAGAAGUUAAUCCGUUUGAACUGUUUCGUUUUGAAAUUAUUCGAACCAAGAACGGAAACUAUCCACACUUAACAUUUUUUUAGUAUUUCAGAGAUAUUCACUGUCCAAUCCUAGCCAUAUAUUUUAAGAUAAAACUCCAUUCUACCUCAUAGAAUAUGAUUGUUUCAUUAAUUGAAACUAGAUAGAAAAUAAAUUGAAAAAAUAGACAUUGUUCAUUUUUCUUGGAAUAGAAAUUGUCAACUUGAUGCCUGAGUGUUCAAAAGUCAUUCUUUCAUUUUUAUUCAUUAAAAAUAUUUUUGAUAUCGUUUAUAGCCUGCUUUCUCGCUUAAUAUCAUGUUUCAUUUCCACUUUUUCAUCGUUUUUCAGGAUAAAUAAAAAAGAAUACAACAGACAAAAAUAUAAAAUCAACAAAAAAUGUGAUAAUACUGGUGUAAAUAGAAACAGACAUGAAAAACUUGUAAAUAUUCGUUUUUUAAGACUGAGACUUAAAUAUUCAAUGGAUUUUCGAGAUGGCUGUGGUAUAAGACUGAUGUUUUUAUUAUGCAUUCUUAAAUUAUUUUAAUGUCAAUUAAUCCAAUGAAUCUUCCACAGCCUCUUUGUCCUAGUUUGUUUUUGUACAUAUUUGUUGUAUAUUGAAUUUUUUAAGUGUUCAUUCAAGUAAGGCUGAGAGCUAUAAGUUUUCUUAGGGAAUGUAAACGUUGUAACUAUUACUGAACAAAUGUUACCUGAAUAAAAAACCAUGAUGA